CUGGUUGCGCAAAAACAUACGUAAAUAACCAACUAAACGGUUAAUAUCUUUCCUCCAACAGUCGGCAAAACCUAACCAAGAUGCCGGAGGCUCCAGCACGCAAUCCAUUGGAUAGCUUCAUUAACGCCGUCCACGCCACGAUCGAAGCUCCCGUAGUCUGGUUCCGGGAGAAAAUUGUCGAACCCAACCGGGAGACCUAUCCGUGGUACCAUCAGCAGUACCGUCGGGUUCCGUCGAUCGACCAAUGCUAUACCGACGAUGCGGUUUGCAUUUUUGAAGCGAACCAACAGUUCAAACGUGAUAAAUUGGUAGACAAUGAAAUCCUUGCAAUCUUGCGCCAACGCUUGGAGGAUUGUGUGAUGUACGAACAGCCGGAUCACGAGCGGAAGUGCCAAUCGAUCCUGCGUACCUACGAAAAGGGCGCCGAAAAUUGGUUCAUAAAGUAUGGUGAUCUUGGUGGUUACGCGAAUGCCAAGAGCGCGUACAUGAAGCAGAAGCACCGCAUGAUUUGGGAAAGACGUCACGGAACGGUCGGCAGCGGCAUGAAGACUACCGGCGAUGACGAGGCUGCCGAACACUAGGGGUGCUUUGGAGCGGAAGUGUAGCCAGCUGUACGCAAGGCAGUGGCAAACCGUAGUGAAAACGUGGAGUUUAUGUCGCGCUUACAAUGUUGAAUUGGAGUGUAAAUAAAAGAGCAAACAUAAAUACAUCAA
Molecule: messenger RNA, 713 nt
Organism: Anopheles cruzii
Lineage: Eukaryota; Metazoa; Arthropoda; Insecta; Diptera; Culicidae
Gene: ND-PDSW
Product: NADH dehydrogenase [ubiquinone] 1 beta subcomplex subunit 10
Exons: 4
Coding region: 81-581 (166 amino acids)
Source: RefSeq, a predicted model, not a curated record